This is a messenger RNA of Ipomoea nil (Japanese morning glory), 2612 nucleotides long. RefSeq names its product NADPH-dependent diflavin oxidoreductase 1. The record is from RefSeq and is a predicted model, not a curated record. The coding region runs from base 346 to 2250 and encodes 634 amino acids. Gene Ontology annotation, cellular component: cytosol. Gene Ontology annotation, molecular function: flavin adenine dinucleotide binding; FMN binding; NADPH-hemoprotein reductase activity. The transcript has 14 exons. NCBI's taxonomy places the organism in Eukaryota, Viridiplantae, Streptophyta, Magnoliopsida, Solanales, Convolvulaceae.
CUUUCCUGUCGACUUCCUCGCGUCUCUGCCCGAAACCUUCCUCCGUCAACACAAAUAGAAACCAAGCCAACCCUUGCGCAACAAAACUAAAUCCAAGCUAUGCACGACGAAAAAUUGUACCAGUAUGAUUCUAAUUACAUCACUUCUAGCUCUUAUAUCCAGUAGAAACCUUAAUCGAAUCCUUUGUGGUGAAAUGGCGCCACCGACAAAGAAGCUCUUGGACAGCAGCUCGUAAAACAUCCUACUUUAUCAGAGCGGAGCCAUUUUCAGGAGGAGUAGAUGGCAAAGAAAGAACAAACACGCAGACCUUAAUUCGCAAAAUUGCUGGAAGAUGAUAGAUGAUAGAUGGAGGAGAAGGCAAAAAGGAAGUUACUACUGAUACUAUAUGCAUCGCAGACCGGUAAUGCAAUCGACGCCGCCGAACGGUUGGGCCGCGAAGCUGAGCGUCGCGGCUGUCCUGCAGCCGUAUUAUCAGUUGACGAGUUUGAUCCAAUUUCUCUGCCUAAUGAGGAGAUUGUUGUUUUUGUGGUUUCAACUACUGGUCAAGGAGACACUCCGGACUCCAUGAAGGUCUUUUGGAGGUUUUUGUUGCAACGCAAUCUUAGCCAAAUUUGGCUUGAAGGAGUUAAUUAUGCGGUGUUCGGACUGGGUGAUUCUAGCUAUCAGAAAUAUAAUUUUGUUGCAAAGAAACUUGAUAAGAGGCUCUUAGAUCUUGGUGCCACUCCGGUUAUUGAAAGAGGCUUAGGAGAUGAUCAGCACCCUUCAGGGUAUGAAGGUGCUCUAGAUCCUUGGAUGUCCUCUUUGUGGAAUGUGUUGCACCAAAAUAAUCCUAUGCUAUUCCCAAAUGGUCCUGAAUAUGAGACAUUAAAUAUAGAAUUGCUGGAUCAACCUAAAAUAAAGAUUACAUAUCAUGAUGCUUAUGAUACUGAUGGUGGGAAUCAACAAUUCUCAAUGUCUUCAGUUGCAGAUCUUAAUUUUGUUGAGGAGCAGUUUGUUAGAGCUCGCUCAAUGUUCCCAGGAACACAUUCUGGAAAGAAUCGGCCAGAUUGCUUUCUAAGAAUGGUAAAAAAUGAUCCAUUAAGUGAAGUAGGCUGUGGGAAAGAUGUACGCCAUUUUGAACUCGAACCUGUUUCAUCUUCAAUCCAGUAUGAAGUGGGUGAUGUUCUUGAGGUUCUACCUGGGCAAAGUGUUGCUUCAGUGGAUGCUUUCAUAAAGCGUUGCAAUUUGAACCCUGACUCAUACAUCAGAGUUCAACCUAGAGAUAAAGACCAAAGACCUGCUGAUAAUACCAUAAGUACUGUAAUGCUCCCUGUGCGGUUAAGAACUUUUGUGGAGUUAACUAUGGACAUUGCAUCAGCCUCUCCUAGACGCUAUUUCUUUGAGAUCAUGAGUUAUUUUGCCACUGCUGAACAUGAGAAGGAGAGGCUCAAGUAUUUUGCUUCAUCAGAAGGACGAGAUGAUCUCUAUCAGUACAACCAGAAGGAAAGGAGAACAGUGCUAGAGGUAUUGGAUGAUUUCCCUUCCGUUCAAAUGCCAUUUGAAUGGUUAGUUCAAUUGGUACCUCCAUUAAAAACAAGGGCCUUUUCCAUCUCUUCCUCUCUUCAAGCUCACCCUAACCAAGUGCAUCUGACUGUAAGCAUAGUGUCAUGGACAACACCUUAUAAAAGGAAGCGUACCGGUCUUUGCUCAUCUUGGUUAGCUGGACUUGAUCCUCAACAAGGAGACCUUAUACCAGCAUGGUUUCAUAAAGGUUCUCUUCCUCCCCCACCACCACCACUUCCUCUCGUUCUUGUUGGACCGGGAACUGGGUGUGCACCCUUCCGAGGAUUCGUGGAGGAAAGAGCUCUGCAGAGUAAAUCCGGCACCACGGCUCCCAUCAUUUUCUUCUUCGGUUGCAGAAAUGAAGAAAACGACUUCUUGUACAGAAACUUUUGGCGGUCUCAUGAACAGAACGGUGGGGUCCUUUCUGAAGAGAAAGGAGGAGGCUUCUUUGUUGCCUUCUCCAGGGACCAACCUCAGAAGGUUUAUGUGCAACACAAGAUGAAGGAGCAAAGCAUGAAGGUGUGGAGUCUGUUGGCCGAGGGGGCUGCAGUCUACGUUGCAGGCUCUGCAAGCAAAAUGCCUUCCGAUGUGCUUUCAGCGUUUGAGGAAAUCGUAUCAAAAGAAAGCGGGGUUUCUAGGGAAGCUGCGGCGAGGUGGCUUCGGGCAUUGGAAAGGGCUGGUAAAUACCAUGUUGAAGCCUGGUCUUAAUCUCUGCCCUUUCACCUGGAUGUACUACUAAUACUUCUACACCAAAUUAGGUGCAACCUUGUUACAUUAUUUACUGCUCCAAAUUAUAGCAGUGUUUAUUUAUUUAUUUUACCAUGUAAUUUUGUAUUUUCUGGUAUAUGUGAAGAGGGAUGGGGAAGAUCGGAAGAGACAAUGCUCAACUACAUCAUAACAUAAAGAAUCAUUAUGUUAGAUCUAAAUACUUUGGGGAUGAAAUUUGAAUUUAGACCUAAUGUUUUGAAAGGCUUUUAGACUAUAAUGUUUAGUCUCUCUUAACCUUGGUAAAUUAUAUUAUGGACCAAGGUUAAUGUUGUAUCAUGGACUUAGAUUAAUACUACAAGUUU